AUGACCGAAGAAAAUGUAACAACAAAAGAGUCGGCGGAAAAUCAAAAUCAAGGUUCACAAGAGGAUAGCUUGAAGGAUGAAGCCAAACGAUUCGCGCAAGCCGUCAAUGAAUCCAGUGUUCGUGUUCAUGGAAUGUCUUAUGCAUCCUUGACAAAGACGAUUGAGCGGGCUUCAGAGGUUCCUGAAGUUUUCGUAAAAGCUCUUGUCAAAAUGAGUGCAUCGGCUUCAAUGCGUCGCUAUGUGCAGCCAGCUUCAUUUCGAUACGUCGCCGCUCUCAUCACAGCUCUCGCCAAGCAUAACUUUGCAGCAACAAUUCGAACGUUGUCGCAAACUGUACUGUCCAAUAUAGCUAUUGUGCCAAAUUUGAGCGAUUCAUCGGCUUUGUCGCAAAUCCCAACAUCAAAAUGGAUGCUUUCACUUCUGGAAUCUCCGAAAAUCUCGGAGUUACCGAAGGAUGACGUCCAGAUUAUUAUAUCUGCAUUAGCCACAUUGGCUUAUUAUAUUUCUGCUAGUAGCUCAGCCUGGAAAAUCUUCGCAAGAAAGUUGAGAAAUGUUCUGAAGGCUAAUCCCAAUUUGAAGACAUUGAUCGAAGAGGAGCUCAAGGUUAUGAGCAAGGAAAAUCCCGAAAAGUCAUUGGUUUUGAUCUCGGCCGUUUGCAAAGCUACAAAUGCUGAAUUCUGUACUUCUCUAUUCGUGGAUCUUAUCACGAAAAUUGCGCUUUUGGCAAAAACGGUUCCACCUGAGAACGUGAUCAAAGCCAGUGUUGAUUCUGUGAAAACAUUGCCGGAAAAGGUUUUCAGCGACGAGAUAGUUCCAAAUAUUAAAAAGGCGCUUCUGAGAGGAGCAGAAAUUGCCAUUUAUGGUAUUCUGACUAUUGUUGACAAUGUUCCGUUUUCCGUGGAUGCGACCGCUCUCGAUUUGCUCAAGGCAAUCACAAGCUCUUUGCAAUCAUCCGAUGAGAAGCUGAAGAAUUCGGCGAUAAAUAUGGUAGUGGCAUUGACGAAACGCGUCCAGCCGUCGGUGCUCAGCAAAGUUGUCUCAACACUUUUGGACCAGUAUUCAGCUGCAAAGUCUGCGGAAAAUCGCAUUGCUCUUCUUCAAGGAAUCUCGAAAAUCGCUCAAAUCACCGAAUGUCAGGACAUCGACAAAAUUGCUGAUGAUAUUAUUGCGAAAACUACCAAAGCUGAUAAAGAUACGCAUGAUGGUACUGUUGAAGCUCAAUGGUCGGCAGCUGCUGAAUGGGCUGCUCGAUUGAGCACUAUAACUCCGGGACUGAUCGCAGCUUUCAAGGAUGCCUCGAAACAGCAACCUGCUGUGAAGUAUAUUGUCUAUCGUGCUCUUCACAACAUUCUCGAAAAACGCGAUAUGUCCUUGCUACCGGAAGGCGUUGAUUUGAAGCCCCUUCUCACUGAAAUCGACACAGGACCCAAAGGAGAAUUGUGCUCCAUUGGAUUGGCACUGAUACUGCUCAAAACAACGAAGAAGGGUUCGGUCGAGUAUGUUAAAGCUUGGGGUCGCGCAGCCCACGCGGAAUCUUUAUUCCGGGAUAAAAUUCUAUCAGCGGCAAAAUGGCAGGACGCGAUUGCUUGGGCGAAACUUGUCGAGGUUGUAAUCUUGCAGCGACCAGUGACGGAUACGAAGACCUAUCCAUCGCAUAUUCUUCGAGGAUUGUCGCUUCUCCUUUUCUGGCCUCAUUGGAAGGUUCGCGCACAGGCGAUUAAAAGUUUGAAGAAUAUUUUGGAUGAUGAGAAGGCACUUUUCGCUGAAGAGCUCGCUGAUUUGAUCUUCUCGGAGACAACUAAAGGGAAUAUUGAUAAUCUUUUACGAAAGGUUCCGAAUUGUCCAAGUUCGGAAUGGGUUGUUCCUGGAGAGUGGUACGUACAGGCUUUGAGACUUCUACUCUCACCACCAGGACCGGAGCUCGAUAAACUGGCGAUUCAUACGCUUCUUCUUGCUUCCGUCAAAAGACUUGUGGAAGUUGAUGGUUCGGUAUGGCUUCGUUGGGUUCAUGAGCAUCGGGAGUCGAAAACAUGGCAAGCUAGUCAGAAUUUCCGUGAAACGGCGAUUAUGAGAGUGUUGAAGUGUGAAAAUCGCGAUGUCAGAAACACAGCUCUUAUUACUCUUGUCGCUUUGAACGACAAUCAAUUGAAGAAUGAUUUGUGGGCUCACGUUGAAGCGAAUAUGAAGGAGAUUGAUGUGAAGGAUUAUUCGAAGGUGACCGAAAAGGAAAUUGCGAUUUACAAGUGUCCAGAGGGACAAUUGUACAACACGUCGGUUCUUGAUUUCGAUGAAGCAGCUGGAAUCAAAGAGCAGAAAGGACGGCGCGAAGAUCAGCUCAUCGAGAUCGAGCUCAUAAGGGAGCUUGCUGAGAAACGAAGAAAGGAGGGGAAAUUGUCAGCGAAACAAAAGCAAGUCAUGGAGAAGGAAUUAGCCAGUGAAAAGGAGAUUCGGGAUGAGCUUGCACAGCUUUACGAAAACGCUGAAACUAGACUCGACGAGGCGGCCGCGAUGGUGAAUGCCGACAAGGCGGGGGCGUAUUUGAGAUAUUCUAUCUUGUUCGAUUACUGCCUUCCACUUUCAAAGUGUUUACUUGUUGCCGAAGAAGCGGCGAAGCUUUUCCUUGCUUAUCGAGACGCGUGUUUCGAGCAUUCGGAAGAUUACCUCGAGGAGCUCGUUGGUAGCUGCUGGCUUCGAGUCAUUGGAAGUGCCUAUAAGAUCAAGGGAUGGUGCGACGAGCCGCUGGAGAAGGCGCUCAAACGCGUGUUCGCGCUUCUCAACGAACGCGCGUUUAUCGUUGACACCGGAGAUGAAGAUGACGACGAAGCUCUAAUCUUUGACGAUGAGAUAGUUGGAGCUCCGCAGCUCACAUUCCUCUACCCGAUGAUCAAAAUGGUUUUGAAUGGAAAGUAUCCGGAAGUGAUUCGCGAAGAUGUGCUCAAUCUAUUGAGGAGUGCGAUGCAUAAGAAAUUCUUGCGCGAUCGCGAGGUCCUAACGCUGCCGAUGGCUGAAUACUCGAGUAUGCUGAUGAGAUACUUCACCGACAAUUUGACGGGUCUCGCGUAUUUGGUAGCACUUCGACAAUUGUUCCGACUUGCCAAUGACACGAACGAUAUUGGGCCGAGAAUUCUCGGAAUGGUCCGUGAAAUAUUCGGUUAUGUGACCCAUGAUAAUUCGGAAGUUCGACCAGCUGCUCUCGAGAUACUUGCUGCUCCGCAACUCUUGAUGCGAAUCGUUGUCGAAUGCGGUCUUGAUGCGUCGAUCAGCCAAGAAAUUCUCAUUCGCGUCUACAUUGCGCGUUUCGAUCCCGUUGAAUCGAUUGUCGAGUACGCGGAUCGCCUUUGGGACAGCAAUCAUCUGCAGAUUAAAACGGUUAUGGCGCUGCCGCUUGUCGAUGAAUGCGUCUCGCCGUCGGCUCUAGUUCGCGACUCUGCUUCUCGCGCCCUCUAUGACUUUGUCUCGGAGCAACCCGAUCAAAUGAAGGCGAUUCUGAAAAAAAUCGAUGAGACUUAUAAGGAUUUGGCGAUUGUUCGCGGAGCGAUAUUCGAUGAGGUUGGACGAAUGCAGCGCGAUGCGGUUGAUGAAUGGGAACGACGAUCGGGUAUUGGAAUCGCGCUCAUCCUUCUCGCCACAAUUGUCAACGUCGAAGACGCCGAAGACUUGAUUAAAAUUGUGGCGCCUGAUGGAUUGAGCGAUCGUAGUCCGGAAUGCCGAAAUUCUUUGCGAAACGCGGCCGUUGAGACGAUUCGCCGACACGGCGCUGCAAUAAUGCCGAGAUUGUUGCCAUUUUUGGAGAAAUUGUCGGAUGAAACUCCGGCUGGUGCCGAUCAUGACAAUCGUCGUCAAGGACUCGUCGUUCUUCUCGGAACGCUGGCGCAAUACAUUGAUUCGACGGAGAAGGUUCAAAGCAUUGUUGCGCGAUUGAUGGAAGCGUUGGCGACUCCGAGUCAGACCGUCCAGGAAUCCGUUUCGCGUUGCCUAGCGCCACUGGUGCCGAAGAUUCGCGACACCGCCAAGGAUUUGGUGAGCAAAUUGCAAUUCACGUUGUACGAAGGCGAGACCUAUGGAGAACGCCGUGGAGCGGCUUAUGGAAUCGCUGGAUUAGUCAAAGGAAUGGGAAUCAUUGCCCUCAGGGAUAUCGAUCUGAUGGCGACGAUUCAGAAGAAUCUUGGCAAUAAGAAGAGCGCAAAACACAGAGAAGGCGGACUGUUGGCAUUGGAGAUUUUGUGCAGCUCGAUUGGAAAAUUGUUCGAGCCUUAUAUCAUCAAAGCACUUCCAUCAUUGCUUCUCACCUUUGGUGAUAAUGAUGCGAAUGUAAGAAAAGCUGCGGAGGACACCGCCAAAGCAAUGAUGGGCUCAAUGACUGUUUACGGAACUAAGCUCGUGCUCCCAUUACUUCUUGAAGCUCUAGAAGAUGACUCGUGGAGGACGAAGUGUGCGGCGACCGAACUCUUGGGAUCGGUGGCAUAUUGCGCACCGAAGCAACUCUCGUCAUGUCUUCCCUACAUUGUUCCGAAACUCAUUGAGGUUCUCGCCGAUUCGUCGUCGAAGGUGCAGAAGAGCGGUGAGAAAGCGCUUCAGCAGAUUGCGAACGUCGUGCGAAAUCCGGAAAUCAUUGGUGUCAGCAAUCAGCUGAUGGCAGGAUUGAUUGAUCCGGCGAACAAGACGAGCGCCGCUCUUCAGGCGGUUCUCAACACCAAAUUCAUUCAUUACAUCGAUGCUCCGUCUCUUGCUCUUCUCAUGCCAAUCGUGCGGCGAGCGUUCGAAGAUAGAAACAGCGAGACGCGUCGCGUCGCUGCUCAGAUCAUUUCCAACAUUUAUUCGCUUUGCGAGGACAAGGACAUGGAAGCGUAUUUGCCGCACAUGGUGCCGGGAUUGCAGCGAUCGUUGCUCGAUCCAGUGCCGGAAAUUCGUACGGUUUCGGCGAGAGCUCUUGGUGCGGUCGUCUCGAAAUCCGGUGGAGCCACCAGCAAGAAGUUGCGCGACGAGGUUGUGCCGUGGCUCAAAGAAAUGCUCGUCUCGCCGCAAUCGACCGUCGACCGAUCGGGAGCCGCGCAAGGAUUAUGCGAGGUGCUUGCCGGCGUUGGUGCCGAGCAGCUCGAGUUCGUCAUGCCCGAGAUCAUCGCCGCCACCGAGAGCACGGAAGUUUCCGCUGAGACGCGAGACGGUUAUAUUCUUAUGUACAUCUACCUUCCAAUGGUGUUCGGAGAGAAGUUCGUGCCGUAUUUGCCGCAAGUGGUGCCGCCAAUUCUCAAAGCGCUUGCCGAUGAGAAUGAAUAUGUUCGAGCUUCUGCUCUCAAGGCUGGACAACGCUUAAUUCAACAAUAUUGUGCACACGCUCGUCGCCUUCUCCUCCCUCAAUUGCAAUUGGCACUUAUGGAUGAGAAUUGGAGAAUUCGACACGCGGCCGUCCAGCUUAUUGGCGACUUCUUGUUCAAUAUAUCUGGAAUCUCUGGAAAGUCAACCUCAACGACUGCCAAUGAUGACGACACUAUGGGAAUGGAACAAGCUGGAAAGGUUAUUGUUCGCGCUCUCGGGCAGAAGGAUCGUGAUCGCGUCCUUGCCGGAUUGUACCUCACCCGAUCCGAUUUGGCGCUGGUGGUUCGUCAAGCGGCCGGACACGUCUGGAAGAUGGUCGUUUCGAACACACCGAGGACACUCAAGGAAAUCAUCAAAGUUCUUUUCGAAUUGGUUGUCGACUCGUUGGCAUCGACGUGCGAAGACCGUCAACAGAUGGGCGCGCGUUGCCUUGGUGAAUUGGUGCGAAAAAUGGGUGACAAGGUUAUCAACGAUAUUCUGCCGGUUCUUGACGCAAAUCAGAAAUCGAGUGAUGUCGCGAAGCGCAUCGGAGUCGCGAUUGCACUUCAUGAGAUUAUUGGAAAUAUGAGCAAGGAAGUGCUCAACCACUACUUGUCUUCGAUUGUCGGACCAGUUCGCGAUGCUGUCUGCGAUGAGGAUGAAGGGGUUAGAGAAGCUGCUGCGGACACCUUUACGGUUCUCUACCAUGUUGUUGGAAAUGAAGCGCUUGAUGAGAUCAUCACUCCACUGCUGGAGUCGCUCACACCGGAACAAGAUCAUAUUCUUGCGGGACUUUGCGAUGUGAUGAAGCAAAACAGUCGAUCGAUGCUUCCGUACCUUCUUCCUAAACUCACGAAACCCCCAGUCAAUGUUCACGCUCUCUGCAGUUUGUCGUCGGUUGCUGGAGAUUCGCUGAGUCGGCAGCUUCCGAAGGUUUUGGACGCCCUGCUUGCUGCGUGCGUUACCAAUUCGGCUGAUGAUCCAAUGAUCGAUUCGUGCGAGAAAGUUGUGACGGCGGUUACCGACGAAGAUGGUGUUCCUGUCCUCGUCGACUACCUUAUCAAGAGAGCCUCGGUGGAUGCGAACGUCCCUGCUGCUGUCUUAUUGAGCACAUUCAUCACUAAGAGUGGUGUCAAUAUCUCGCAUUUGGCUGAAGACGUGCUUCCGGGAAUGCUCCAACUUUACACUUCAUCGGAGCCGCAAAUUGUCGACCAUGUUAUCACGUCGGCUAUUGCUUUGACGCAAUCCAUGGAUCAGAAGGAACUUCAGGAUGUCCUUCCAGCAGCCAAAAAGGCUAUCAAUAUCAUUGUUGCGGGUUCAAAGGGCAAACAGAUUCCUGGUUUCGCGCAUCCGAAGGGAAUUCAACCACUCAUCGGAAUGCUUCGCGAGAGCAUAUUGCAAGGAUCGACGGAGAUGAAGGCGUUGGCGGCGGAGAGUUUGGGAAUGAUCGUCAAGGUGUCGGAUGUUGUCGCGUUGAAGGCGCAUGUUAUCAACAUCACUGGACCGCUUAUUCGUGUGCUCGGAGACAGAUAUCCAGCAAACGUUAAGCUGCCGAUAAUCGAGACGCUCAGCAAGCUUUUGGACAAGGUCGAUGCGAUGCUCCGUCCAUUCCUUCCGCAAUUGCAGUCCACAUUCCUCAAGGCACUUCAGGAUCCGACGUCGAAGCCGGUUCGAUUGGCAGCAGGAGGAGCUCUUGCUCGUUUGUUGAAGCUUCACAUGAAGCCAGAGGUUACUUUGACCGAGAUGUUGAAGUUCUUGGCGACGUGCCAAGAUCAACAGCUUUUGGAAACCUCUCUCGCUACGACUCGCGCACUUGUUGCUGUUGCUGCUCCGAAGCUCACCCCGCAAGUCGUCGAAGAGAUCUACAAGGUCGCUGAAAGUGUCUUCAGUCCUCAAAUUGAGAAUGCCGGAGAGUUGGAUAUGUCAUUGACGGCGUGCAGCGGAGCACUUCUUGGUGAGACGAUCGUCAGACGAGAGGAUUGGAAGACGGCUGAGAAGAACAUGCUUGCCGCUGUUGGUUCGAAUCAAACGCGAUCUAGAAUCAGGCAGGCGAAGGCUGCCGCUUUGCAGCAGGCCUGCGAAUCGAAUGCCGAUGGAUUGUGGAGUUCGGAGGCGAAUGAAGCAUGUCGGAAGGCAUUGAUGGCAGCGAUCACCUCGACGGAUUCAAUUGUGGCGUGUUGUGCACUUCGAGCAGCGGCUCACAUUCUUAUUGCGAAUGUUGAUCGAGAUCUGUUGGCCGCGGUGGCGAAGGCGAUAAACCAUCAGUCCAUUGAUGUUCGAAAAGCUUCGGCGGUUGCUCUGGGUCACGUCGGAGCCAAACAUUUGCUCUCGAAUGACUUUCUGAAGGUGAUCGUUCCACAACUUGUCAACGGAUGCAAAGAAAGCAAUUCUGGAGUGAGAUCGGCAUCGGAAUUGGCUCUAGUUCACGUAUUCCGAAUGAAUGAAAAUGAGGAUCGAUUUGACGCCUACCGUAAUACUUUGGAGGGAAUUGUACAAAAGAAUCUCGACGAGACACGAGUGUGUUUGGCACGCGCCGUCCGAUCCGGUGAUAUUGAUUUGGAGAGAUUGGGAACCACACUUUCAGUAUAUUAG
Molecule: messenger RNA, 7887 nt
Organism: Caenorhabditis bovis
Lineage: Eukaryota; Metazoa; Nematoda; Chromadorea; Rhabditida; Rhabditidae
Source: the annotation of a GenBank genome assembly